GGAACACCGAACAAUACAAGAGUCUGGUUACCAUGGAGACGCGUCCUAUUCCUCCACGUGUGCAGCUCAUUAGAUGUCUGGAGCUGCCGCUAGCGCCCGCCGAGGUGAGCAUAUCUGAUCGACAGGAGAACUGCACGAUCUCAUGUAUGGGGGCCACCCAGCACACCCUGCAUGGGCUCAGAUAGGGAAGACUGCAACUCUACUUCACUCUGCUGACUUGAGAGUUGCAGGGUGACACGGCACCAUGGAAAUUGUCGGAGCUGAUCAGCAAGUCGGAGUUAAAGGGCAAACUAAAUCUGACAAGCAGUCUGCUAGAUCAACGGCCGAUCGUGGCGAGAAGAACAAAAAGAAAGCAAAGAAGAAAGUAAAAAGUGACCAGAAGGCUACCAAUGUUAAUAAGAAAAGAGGGCACACGUCCAGCACUCCACCUACAUCGGAUGAAAUAGAUAAGAGCAUCCACAAGAGUUUAAAGAACCAGAAAAGUAUUCCAUCAUCUUCAGAGAUGCGGGUUACUAUGAUAAGUGAAGCCACAGACAAUUCAGAUGGUGUAGCUAAUAUGACAAGUAUCAAAUCUGCUGACACUGCCAUUUUAUCCACCACAACACAAGAAGUUGUUUAUAAUGAGAGUUUGCGUUGGGAGGGAGUUCUUAACGACCCAGCAGCAGAACAGGAAAGAAUUUGUGAAUAUAAAAUCAACAGAAGGAAGCGCUAUCUGUUGGCUGCUCAAAAAUCUGUCCAUAAUUCAGAAGCUUUAUUACAAGAGCCUAAGGGACCAUUCCAAACAGUUUACAACAAAGGAAUUGGCACCUCUGAGAACACUAAUGCUGAUGAAUCCCCAGCAAGGACUGAUGAGGAGAAUACAAAUAAAACAAAGCUGAGCUCACACUUGCCAAACAUGAUAAAAAAUUUGCUCAGAAAUGGUCGCUAAAUGGCGUGAGAUUUGUGGUAAUGUGCCAAUGCUCUGAAACGGUCUUAUAUCUGUUUAAACUUUUGUGGCAACAUGGUAUAAUAUAUAAACAAACAUUUCAAGUUCUAUAUCAUUUUGUAGGGAAAAGUAAAAAUUGCUGUGCAUUGUUUCACACUAUAGACUAAAAUUGGCAGAAUGCAACAUAAAAAUAUAUUAUUGUAUAAGUAAAGAUAUACAGCUGCAGAGCAAGUGCCAUAGGAAUGCAUUAGAAAAUGAAAGUCUUCUGGAGACUCUACACCAGCCAGUCUCAGCCAGGGUUCCUUGGAACUCUAAGGUUCCUCCAGAGAUUGCCAAGGGUCCUUUGAACUGACCAACCUUCCACUUGAUGUUGUUUGAAUAGUUCCAGGUCCAAUGUCACUUAGCAGUGCCAUCAGCAUGACACCGGUUACC
This is a messenger RNA of Rana temporaria (common frog), 1357 nucleotides long. It is a transcript of the gene LIAT1, whose product is annotated as chromosome 2 C17orf97 homolog. The transcript is spliced from 2 exons. Lineage: Eukaryota; Metazoa; Chordata; Amphibia; Anura; Ranidae. The record is from RefSeq and is a predicted model, not a curated record. The coding region runs from base 245 to 928 and encodes 227 amino acids. Gene Ontology annotation, biological process: protein arginylation.